Gigantopelta aegis is the source of this 2594-nucleotide messenger RNA. RefSeq names its product vitelline envelope sperm lysin receptor-like. The record is from RefSeq and is a predicted model, not a curated record. Bases 158 to 1363 code for a protein of 401 amino acids. The transcript has 10 exons. Lineage: Eukaryota; Metazoa; Mollusca; Gastropoda; Neomphalida; Peltospiridae.
UGUAGAUAAGUGGUCGUUUUAAGAAGUUACCUUCAUAGCAGGUUCGACUGCUUACUGCACGUGCCGUAUCAUUAUUUUGUUCGCAUGCACGUGCUUGUUGUUUUCGAGGUAUUGACAUAAACAUCAAUGCUGACAGCAGACAACAGGAGUUUGAAGCAUGCUACAUCUAGUCUUCAACCUGUCACUUUUGUCAAUGGUGUUUAUAGAGCCUGCUGUAACAGCUCCAUACAUUAUUAGAGUUAGCCAGGCAUGCGCAAACGACACAUAUGGUGUAACAACGAUUCACGUGGUGGUCGACGUCGUCGCACAAGUAAUGGCUCACUGCAAGAACAAUCUAACAAAGACGUUCACGUCGUCCGAUGAUGUUAAUUUUUACGCCGAUGCCAAAUAUUAUGGAGACUCAAACGUCGACUGCCUGUUCAUUCGGAAGGCCACCGGAGAAGUCUAUUGGCUAGAAGUGCAUGUAUCGUUGGGCGACCAGGGGUCAGGUUUGUUGAAGGUCAGACACCAGUACAUCGUCACGUGUACACUAGAUAAUCAAGGAUCCCGGGAAUCUAAGCUGCUUAAUCUUGUUGACGGUCUGAUUCCACGACAAGAGCUCCAGCACCACCUGGGUGAGAUAUCCCACUCGACCUUCACCCUGGACAUUACUGACGCUAAUGGGAAUACACUAAAUGACGUCUCCAUUCCCAUUGGCGAGAAGAUUCGACUAAAGGCAACAAUAUCCGGUAAUCCAAGCGAAGUGGGACUGCGUGUUAGCAGCUGCUGUGCAAUGGAUGGAAGCGCCGUUUACCCAAUAAUUUUGGGAGGGUGUGGUAAUGGGGUUAUUAUUCCAACAAACAUGGGUUUCGAGACACGGGGGAACCAAUCAAAAAGUCCGAUCUUUGAGGCUUUCCAGCUGGCCACUGGCUCAGAUGUGCAGUUUGCCUGCAACUUUACUUCCUGUCUGUCGAACUGUGAUGGGGAUAACUGCUUAUCAGAAAGACGAAAACGGAACGCAGAACAUGGAUUCGAGACGUAUGUGGAAGUUCAGUCGGGUUUUAUCGAGGUGCGAGAACAAACGACUGUACGGAUACUUUUUAACAAGCCCGACAUGACGCCGUCCGUGCUGAAGAAGUCGAAGCCGAGUACGACUUCGUCCGACCUCAAAGAGGCGGAGAGCGCUUUUCUUCGGUUCAUUCAAAAUAAACACACCCUCUUCCAGAAGAUACUCUGGGGCACGAUCGUCUCCAUCAUUAUUUUCGUGGUCUUCGUGUGCACGAUAUGCAUGCUGUUUGCCAUUUACGUGAUCGGUUCCACUAGUAAAGUCAUUAGCAAGAUUAAAGAAAUACUCAAGACACGACGAGUGAAAUUGGGAAGAUGAUAACCGGUUUCCAAGAUCGUACUGCAUGAUGCGGGACUGUUCCAGACACCUGAAGAGAACCGGUCUUAGAUUGUUUGGCGCCAAAAUGAUAGCUGAGAAAUAUAUAUUAGUCCAUUGAAUAUAUAAAGCAUAGAUAAAAGUUAGCAAAUGAAAAUCUUUUGUCAACGUAAUGUCAGAUGUGUACCAUAUAUAUGCAUUGUGUGUAUUUUAUGUAUGCUGCAUGAAUUCUUACAUAUUCAUGAUAAUAGUCUAUCCCAUACUCCUAUAAAAAUGUGUUUUUUGUUUCGUAAAUAAUUUCGAUUUGCAUUGACAUAAAAAAAAAAAUUAAAAGUGUUUUGGAAGUGACAAAAAACUAAAUAUUUUGUGUGCAAUUUAAAAAAUAUUUGAUUUAGAAAUAGAUAAAACUAAUACAUACCGUUGUAACCCCCCCCCCCAAAAAAAAAAAAAAAAAAAAAAAACCACAUACAAAAACUCGACGCUUACAGCGUUAUGACCACCAUUUUGGUUUAUGGACUGGUAGUCUUGCUUUAUUGAGAUAACUGAUUAUUUUCUUAUUGUUCCCUCUAGUGAAAUUAAUCAAAUCGUUAUCUCGUAUCAAGACUACACCAGUCCAUAAACCAAAAUAGAAGCCAUAACGCCGUAAGCAUCGUUUUCUUACUAUGGUAUGUAUUAUAGUUUUAUUUAUUUCUAAACCGAUUAUUUUUUAAGUUGCACACAAAAAUUGUCGGGGUUUUUUUAAUUUCCAAAAACACUUACUUUUCUUCUUACAUCAAACCAAACCGAAAUUAUUUACAAAAAAACAUUUUUAUAGGAGAAUGAGACGGACUAUUACAUAUUACAUACUAUUAUCUAUUACAUAGACAUUUGUUAUUUUAGAACUAUAUUCAUGUUAUUCAAUAAGGUUAUUUUGUUGAGUAAAAAACCCCUGUGUUUUCUAUAUUUCACUGUUAGUGUUUGGGCUGUGUCAGAAAUUGUUAAAUAGAAGUGGGUUUUGAAAGUAAGGUCGCACCGUUAUCCCCGUAAACCAACCAUUCACAGAACACAGUUAACACAUUGGCUUCAUUUCCUUAAGCACCCCACAACAGAUCAACUAGCAAUAAAAUAAUAAAACAAAAUUAUUUGGUUGCCAAAUCCAAGUCCCGACUUCCCAUUCCACCCCGUAAUAAUUUCUGGAAAAGCCCUUACUGUGUUUAUUUUCACUGUGACCAAUAAAACACGUUGUUUACAUCAA